Molecule: messenger RNA, 2298 nt
Organism: Fibroporia radiculosa
Lineage: Eukaryota; Fungi; Basidiomycota; Agaricomycetes; Polyporales; Fibroporiaceae
Exons: 15
Coding region: 1-2298 (765 amino acids)
Biological process (GO): transmembrane transport
Molecular function (GO): oligopeptide transmembrane transporter activity
Source: RefSeq, a predicted model, not a curated record
AUGUCAGUCUUCAUCCCUGAAGACAAGGAACUCAGCUCAGAAAGCUCACUGGAAUUUGAGGAGAAGCUGGACGCGGAGAAACAAUUUUUCGCGGUGCCCGUUGCAGAGUUUGACGAUCCGAAUUUUGACAGCGAGACGAUAUACUUUGAGGAUGACUCUCCGUAUCCCGAGGUUCGCUCCGCUGUCGCAAAUACGGAUGAUCCCCUCAUGCCCGUUUGCACAUUCCGCGCAUGGACCAUUGGUCUUCUUUGGUCUAUCAUUAUACCUGGUCUGAAUCAGUUUUUCUUUUUCCGAUAUCCAAGCGUCGAAGUCACAGGCAUUGUGGCCCAACUACUGUCGUUUCCUGUGUGUCGAUUAUGGGACAGACUAGUACCGCAGGUCAAAAUUUUUGGAGUCUCCCUCAACUCCGGUCCGUUCACGGUGAAGGAGCAUGUGUUAAUCACAGUUAUGGCCACUGUGGGAUACAACUCAGCAUAUGCCACUGAUAUCAUUGCGGUGCAACGUGUAUACUAUAGUGAGGUCUGGAAUUUCAGCUAUCAGUGGAUGAUUGUCUUAUCAACACAGCUUAUCGGUUUCUCAAUUGGUGGCGUGUGCCGUCGAUAUCUAGUCCAGCCCCCAUCCAUGAUAUGGCCCGCCAGUCUGGUGACUUGUGCUCUAUUUAAUACACUGCACUCGCAACAAUAUGCGGGGAUAGGUCAGCAUGGCGGCAUCUCGCGGGAGCGCUUUUUCGCCUACGCGUUCACCGCUGGAGUCUGCUGGUAUUUCUUUCCUGGAUAUAUCUUCCAAGCUCUCAGCUAUUUCAGCUGGGUAUGUUGGAUUGCCCCGGACAACGUAGUUAUAAAUCAACUCUUUGGAUACGAAUCUGGCCUUGGUAUGUCCCUGAUUACCUUCGACUGGAGCCAGAUCGCGUUUAUUGGCUCUCCUCUUGCAACCCCAUGGUGGGCGGAGGCCAACGUGGCCGCAGGCUUUGUUUUCUUCUUUUGGUUCCUCACACCCGUGCUCUACUAUGCAAAUGUGUGGUACGCACAGUAUAUGCCCAUUUCCUCGCGUGAUUCCUUCGACAACACGGGAAACUCAUACAAUGUUUCGCGGAUUAUCAACCCUGAUGUCACACUCAACAUCUCGAUGUACGAGAAUUACUCCCCACUUUUCCUCUCGACCACAUGGGCUGUGGCGUACGGUCUCUCGUUUGCCUCUAUCACGUCGACAAUUGUACACACAAUUCUGUAUUUCCGUAGACAGAUCUGGGUCCAGUCUCGCCGCUCGUUAUCCGAACAGCCGGAUAUCCACGCCCGUUUGAUGAAUCAGUACCCACAGGUCCCGGACUGGUGGUAUGGUGCAAUACUUGUUACCAUGUUUGCAUUUGCUGUAGUAUCAAUAGAGGUCUGGGACACGCAAUUUCCUGUGUGGGCCCUGAUACUCGCCUUGGUCAUCUCUUUUGCAUACACUAUACCGUGUGGUAUGAUACAGGCUAUCACAAAUCAGCAAAUAGGACUCAACGUCAUCACGGAGCUCAUCAUCGGAUAUGCAUUGCCCGGCCGCCCGCUGGCGAUGAUGAUGUUUAAGACAUGGGGCUUUAUAACAAUGUAUCAGGCGCUACAGUUCGCCUCGGACAUGAAGCUUGGCCAUUACAUGAAGAUUCCACAUCGACCCAUGUUUUGGGCUCAAAUCAUUGCUACUGUAGUUGCAGGAACAGUGCAGCUUGGCGUUCAGUCUUGGAUGUUCAGCAAUAUCCCAGAUAUGUGCCAACCGACGCAGAAGGAUAGUUUCACAUGCCCUUCGACUCAAGUUUUUGGCGCCGCGUCAAUAAUAUGGGGCGUUAUAGGCCCUGCACGCCAAUUUUCCGAAGGUCAAAUAUACAACGGGCUCCUGUAUUUCUUUCUCAUUGGGGCAAUUUGUCCGCUUAUAUCGUACCUGAUAUCUCUGAGGUGGCCCAAUUCCAUUUGCAAAUAUAUCAACUUUCCCGUCAUCUUCAAUGGCACCUCACUCAUCCCACAAGCCAUUGCCAUCAACUAUGUGCCGUGGGCUAUUGUUGGGUUCCUGUUCAACUAUGUCAUCCGUCGGCGACAUUUUUCAUGGUGGACGAAGUACAAUUAUAUUCUUUCUGCUGCGAUGGAUUCCGGCGUCGCAGUGUCUAUACUCCUCAUCUACUUCUGCCUACAGUUCCCCGCGAAUGGCACGAUCGGGCAAAAUACAAUACAACAAUGGUGGGGUAAUAAUGUGUUUAAGAACACGUCAGAUUACAAGGGAGAGUCUUUGCUCAGGGUCGAUGGGCCGUUUGGGCCGAAGCAUUGGUAG